Penicillium roqueforti is the source of this 1278-nucleotide messenger RNA. RefSeq names its product glycoside hydrolase family 64 protein. NCBI's taxonomy places the organism in Eukaryota, Fungi, Ascomycota, Eurotiomycetes, Eurotiales, Aspergillaceae. The record is from RefSeq and is a predicted model, not a curated record. The coding region runs from base 1 to 1278 and encodes 425 amino acids. The transcript has a single exon.
AUGGCAACAUUGAACUUUGAUUUGAAAAACAGCACUGGUUCUAACACGGUCUAUGCCUAUAUUACAGGCCAGGCGCUUGAUAAUAACAAUGCGCUUUUCCUCUUGCGAUCUGAUGGUAAAACCGCCUACUAUCCGACCUCACCAUCGGCCACUGGGGCCGCUCUGAGCGAGGAUUGUGCGAUUCCGUUGGGUGCGUCUGGCAAUACCAUCACCAUUACUAUCCCGCACCUUGCAGGCGCCCGACUGUGGUUUGCGCAAGACAACAAAUUGACAUUCUUUCUGAAUCCUGGCCCUGCCCUUGUUGAGCCUUCGGUAUCCAACCCAUCGGACGCUAACUACAAUCUGAUGUGGUCCUUUUGCGAAUUCACCUGGAAUGACUAUCAGCUUUAUGCAAAUCUCAGCUACGUCGACUUCGUGUCGAUGCCUAUCGCUAUGACUCUAACCAACGGAUCUGGUGUAGACCAGACCGUCAAGGGUCUGCCAGCCAAUGGCCUUGAUCUAGUCUGCAAUGCUCUCAAAGAACAGAACACCAAGGAUAGUGCCGGCUGGGAUCAGCUCAUCAUCCAGCACAACGGUGUCAAUUUGCGGGCGGUUUCGCCAAACACGGGAAGAGCCCUCAAUAAUUCUUUGUUCGACAAUUACUACGGGAGCUACGUGGAUCAAGUCUGGUCUUACUACGGAAACAAUACUUUGACAGUCAACACGCAAGCUGCCGCCGGUGAUGUCACCGCCAAGGUUGCCUCUGAUCUCUUGUCCUUCUCAGUUGCAGGUAUUUCCUACACCAAGCCGUCUACCGGAGACAUCUUCAGCAACAGCAGUGGAUCCUUUGCUGUUUCUGGGAAUAGCACCAAAGAUGCCGUUACCGCUCGUCUUGCAGCUGCGUUCAACCGCUCAACUUUGUUGAUAAAUAGCGACCAGCCGAACGGGGAGUCGGUUUCAAACUACUACAAAAACCCUGUGACGAACCACUACGCCCGCAUCUGUCAUUCUGUAAACAUUGAUACCCGAGGCUAUGCGUUCCCCUAUGAUGAUGUUGCGCCUAACGAUGGCGCCGAUCAGUCUGGCAGUGUUUUUGAUGGCAAUCCAAAGCUCCUGACGGUCACCAUUGGCGGCGGCUCUAGUAAUUCUGUCAAGCAGUCUGCCGUUGAGGACAAUGCUACGCCAAUCCAGCGACCUGUGGAGAAUGGACAAAGCAAGGAGAGUGGAAGGAAGCCGAGCCGCUUCCAUGAGCUGAGGAGCUUUGUGAAUAAGCUGUCGCACAGGAAGAGCAAAACCUGA